Messenger RNA from Cylindrotheca closterium, 2082 nucleotides. The record is from the annotation of a GenBank genome assembly. Lineage: Eukaryota; Bacillariophyta; Bacillariophyceae; Bacillariales; Bacillariaceae.
AUGAAACUCUUUCAAGUUGAUUCUUUGCCGUUAUUAUUAUUGUCAUCAGAUGCUUCAUCAGAUGCUUCAUCAUCAUCAUCCUUUCAGCAGCAGGAUCAGCAUGAUGAUUUUUCAGAACAACAAAAUACUCAUCAGCAACAACCACAACAAGACCAUGAAUUUGAACAUGAACAUGAUCAUGAUCAUUAUCCCAAACAACUGCAAUACAUUCCAAGCCAUCACUUGCAACAGAAGGAUUACUUUUCCGGAUCUUUCUUGGUACCACGCGAGACCUUUUUGAAACAGCUUCGACCGCGGCAUUAUGUCAAAUUGGAAUCGGCUUCUUUGGAAACUUCGUCGUUUGGCAAUGGCAACCAAAAAGCCAAAAUGAUGCAAGAUUGGACGUCUUUGGCUGUGGAACACUUUUCUCACUGGUGGAAGACUUUGUACAAACUACUCGAGUAUACUACUAUUACUACUACUAAUGAUGAUCAUGAUGCUGUCAAACGAUUAUUGAUGGAUCGAAUCGUCCAAAUUUUCAAACGAUACAUUCAAAUCCAAGCACCACGACAACUACGAUGGAAUUUACAGUACCACAGUAAAAAAAGGAACGAACGGGAUCACCAACAACAACAACAACGACGACAUCAAGAGGAUCAUCCCAUGCAACGAACGAUUGCGGCCAUUGCCUUUCAACCAUAUCGAUUGCCACAAAUGGAGCAAGAACAACAAUCAAAAGGACAACAGUCGCAAGUGCAAAACGAAUUAGAGGAUUUGUUGACGGUACAUUCCUUGGCAGCCACCAUUGCUUCCAUGGUGGCGGCGGGAUUUGGACGAAUUCUAGUGGUGGGGUAUCAUCAUCAUCAUCAUCAUCCAGAACAGGAACAGGAACAAGAAAAACAAGCACAAAAACAAGAAUCAAUUCCCCCUUUCUGCGUGCUAGAGGCCUUUCGAUUGGUACAAGCAGCCUUUCCACAGAAUGUGAUUCUUAGUACCAUGGAUGCAAAUGAUGAUGCUGCAGAAGAAAGUGCAGACAAGAAGAAAGGACCAGGUACACAGAAUGGCGACAUUACCAAUAGUACUACUACUACUAUUACGUCUUUGGGAUAUGCUGCCAUUACCGAUGAAACCUGGGUCCGAAAUUAUCGACGCAAGAAACUAUUCAAUUUGCAAAUGGGAGUCGUCAUUGGUUUGCAAACGGCCUUGAAGGGAUACAUGAGACACAAUAUGACAAGACAACAAGAAUGGUUGGGGAUCCAAGAAAAGGAUGAUGGUGGCAAUGAUCAAAAUCAUAAGGAUCAUCCUCAUGAGUAUUGGAAAUAUGUCUUUCUCACCGAACCCGACUUGUUACUACAUACCAAACCAUGGGUGUUGUCGUUACUCCAAAAAGGCAUGGACGAAGAGGGAUUGUCCUACUUUCCACACCGAUUGCAACCAUUGCCACAUCAAGCCGAUUUUGAAAUAAUGCUACUACGCAUCAUGAAUGCUACAAGUACACGUACCAAGAAGAAGAAGAACAAGAACAAGAAGCAAGACCACAAUCAGCAAUCAUCAUCAUCAUCAUCAUCAUUGCUAUAUUAUUCUCAAUUGCUUCCAGACGAUAUCCUGCCUUUUUCCAACAUUACUGUUUUGGAGUAUCCCAUGGAUUCCUGUUGCGAUGAUGAUUCUUAUUUUGACAAUAUACAAUAUGCUGGUGCUGCUGGUGCUGGUGCUGGUGCUGGUGGUGAAUCAACAUCAUCAUCAUCAUCAUCAUUAGUAUUGCCCUAUCCCGGCCGCUCCAAAGAAUUUGGAUGGCGUCAACAUCAAGUACCCUGUAACGAUUGGUGGUGGACGUGUGGUUUUGUCCACAACAACAACAAUCAUGCUGGUGGUAAAGUACCCAAUGCUAUGGAUUCUAUUGAAAAGAAUGCAAUGCACAAUAACAAUAACAACUCGACACCAAACAACAACAACAAAAACAACAACAACAACAACAGCAGCAAACAUUUGCGAUUGGCACGAUAUCCCAUGUUACGGUUGCAAGGAGGCAGUGGUGUAGUGUUUGGAUCGACCGAACAAGGUCGACGAUGCAUUCCACGGAAAGGACCUUCUUGCGACGGAUGA